Paramecium sonneborni is the source of this 827-nucleotide messenger RNA. The record is from the annotation of a GenBank genome assembly. Lineage: Eukaryota; Ciliophora; Oligohymenophorea; Peniculida; Parameciidae.
ACUAAUUCUAUCCUCUCAGUAUGCUUCUCACCAUAUGGAACUAUCUUAGCAUCUGGUAGUUGGGAUAACUCAAUUCGUUUAUGGGAUGUUAAGACAGGAUAAUAAAAAACCAAUUUGGAUGAUUAUACUAAUUCUGUCCUAGAAGGAUUUUACUCACCAGAUGGAACUGCUUUAACAUCUGGUAGUGAUAAUUAGACUAUUGGUUAAUAGGUUAUUGAUAAAUUGGAUACUAAUUCUGUCUAUUCAGUAUACUUCUCGUCAAAUGGAACUACAAAAUUUCUUGAAACACAAAAAUGGUAUGAUAUCUGUUCAUAGAGGGAUUCUGCAAGCCACUCUUAAACAAAUAAAAUUUAUUUAUUAUUUUUAGGCUGUGUCGAUACAAGAAGCUAACCAACUAGUUGGAUCAAUAGAAUCACUCCAUUCAGCAUUACUUAUGAAAAAUUAUUACAUGCCAGAUCUAGCAUCGUCAGUGAUCACUUGUGAGUACCUCUUAAAUGUGGCCCUUGGUAAAUGUUUUAGAAUUGAAACAAAUCAAAUUAAAAUUGGGUAGAUAUUUAAAAAGGUAAGUAAAAUUAAACUGUUUUAUGAACUUGAGAAAUUAUGUUAAGAGAAGAAUGUCCUAUUAGGAAUAUCUCCUGAGAAACUUCCUGAUAAAAAAUGGUUGACAAAUGUGUUAUUCACUUUAAAUGAAAAUAAUGAAGUAUUUAAACCAUUUUAGGAUUCUGAUAAAGUUAUAAGAUAAGCAGAAAUAUUAUAUUCAAAAUAAAUUUAGAAUUGUUUUUCAUUUCAAAUUGCUUUUGUAAUGAUAUUUUAUAAAUAUCACUGAG